ACAAAUCCCGUGAUGCUCCGGGGCGGGAAGGGGGAACGGGCAGGCAGGAAGGCGGGGGCAGGGUUGUCCCCGUAAAUAGAGCCGGGUGAAGCAUGAAGCUGUACUGCCUGUCGGGACAUCCCACCUUACCAUGCAACGUGCUCAAGUUCAAGUCCACCACCAUCAUGCUGGACUGUGGACUGGAUAUGACAUCUACCCUCAAUUUCCUGCCGUUGCCGCUGGUUCAGAGCCCCAGGCUGUCCAAACUUCCUGGAUUAGUUUUGAAAGAUGGAAGCACAUUUCUGGACAAGGAGCUGAAGGAGUGCUCUGGCCAUGUGUUCGUGGAUUCAGUGCCAGAGUUCUGCUUGCCAGAGACUGAGCUGCUUGACCUCUCCACGGUGGAUGUAAUCUUGAUCUCAAACUAUCACUGCAUGAUGGCAUUGCCCUAUAUCACAGAGUACACAGGAUUCACUGGAACGGUGUAUGCCACUGAGCCCACUGUUCAAAUUGGCAGACUUCUCAUGGAAGAACUGGUGAAUUCCAUUGAACGUGUGCCAAAGGCUCAGUCUGCCUCCAUGUGGAAGAACAAGGAGGUACAGAGAUUGCUACCAGCCCCUCUGAAAGAUGCAGUGGAGGUGUCAAUGUGGAGGAAGUGCUACACCAUGCCCGAAGUGAAUGCUGCUCUCAGUAAGAUCCAGCUGGUGGGAUAUUCCCAGAAAAUUGAGUUGUUUGGUGCUGUGCAGGUCACCCCUCUCAGCUCAGGCUACGCGCUUGGAAGUUCCAAUUGGAUUAUCCAGUCGCACUAUGAAAAGGUUUCCUAUGUUUCAGGAUCUUCUCUGCUUACAACACAUCCUCAGCCCAUGGACCAGGCUUCUCUUAAAAACAGUGAUGUCCUCAUCCUGACGGGUCUUACGCAGAUCCCUACUGCUAACCCAGAUGGCAUGGUAGGAGAGUUCUGCAGCAACUUGGCUAUGACUGUCCGGAAUGGAGGAAACGUGUUGGUUCCUUGUUACCCCUCUGGAGUCAUAUACGAUCUGCUGGAGUGCCUGUAUCAGUAUAUUGACUCUGCUGGACUCUCCAACGUCCCUUUUUAUUUCAUCUCACCUGUUGCCAACAGCUCACUUGAGUUCUCCCAGAUCUUUGCUGAGUGGUUGUGUCAUAACAAACAAACAAAGGUGUAUCUUCCAGAACCUCCUUUUCCUCACGCUGAGCUGAUUCAGACAAACAAAUUAAAACAUUACCCCAGCAUCCAUGGAGACUUCAGCAAUGACUUCAAGCAGCCAUGUGUCAUUUUUACUGGGCAUCCCUCUCUGAGAUUUGGGGAUGUGGUUCAUUUCAUGGAGUUAUGGGGAAAAUCUAGCUUGAACACUGUUAUAUUCACAGAACCAGAUUUCUCUUACCUGGAUGCUCUUGCUCCUUAUCAACCUUUGGCCAUGAAAUGUGUUUACUGCCCCAUUGAUACAAGACUGAAUUUUAUCCAGGUGUCUAAAUUGCUCAAAGAAGUCCAGCCUCUCCAUGUAGUUUGCCCGGAGCAGUACACCCAGCCACCUCCCUCCCAGUCUCACCGUACGGAUUUGAUGGUAGACUGUCAGCCUCCACCAAUGUCCUACCGCAGAGCAGAGGUCCUGACUCUUCCCUAUAAACGACGCUAUGAGAAGAUCGAAAUCAUGCCAGAACUUGCAGAUUCACUUGUGCCCUUGGAGAUUAAGCCUGGCAUUUCCUUAGCAACAGUUUCUGCCAUGUUGCAUACUAAAGACAACAAGCAUGUUCUGCAGCUCCCUCCCAAACCACCGCAACCCCCCACCAGCAAGAAGAGAAAACGAGUGAGUGAUGACGUGCCAGAGUGCAAGCCUCUGAAGCCGUUGCUGAGUGGCUCCAUUCCUGUGGACCAGUUUGUGCAGACACUCGAGAAGCAUGGCUUCAGUGACGUGAAGGUGGAAGACACAGCCAAGGGCCACAUCGUGCUCCUCCAGGAGGCAGAAACCCUCAUUCAGAUUGAGGAGGACUCCACACACAUCAUCUGUGACAACGAUGAACCUCUUAGGGUGAAGCUGCGUGACUUGGUUCUCAAAUUCCUGCAGAAAUUUUAGCCCAUGGACACCACACUGCUGUGCAGGGAGAGCCCUCAGAGCACCAGAGCAAAGAGCUUUUAGAGAGUGAUCCCAAAGAGAGAAUAUCUGCAUUCAGAGACCAGAAACCACCUCUUGUUCAUGCAGAGGCAACCAAGUAUUUUUUUUAAUAUCUCUAUAUGUUUUUUAUUUAAUUUUUAGCCAGUUUUGGAAUACUUCAGAGGGGAUUCCUGUGCUGUAAAAUUCCUUUCUGGAAUCUUAAAGGAGAUACAGAUUGCAGAGUAAAUAAAUAGAGUGUACAUUUAGAAAGUCAGGGUGAAACCAUAUAUGCAGGUGCAGAUAUUUGUGUGGUGCAGUCCAUCAGCAGUGUGUGCCCCAGCCCUUCAUCCAACAAAACUCUGCAAGAAUAUUCAAACAUUGGCCUCAGAUAUUAGGAGAUGAUUGUUUUUUUUUCUACCCACUGUGUCUUCACUGCAUCCAGUUUCCUGUCUGUGUUCAUGUUUCCCUGGAUACGGUGCAAAGAGGAGCGUGGCAGAGAUCAUAAAAGCACAAACAGAAAAUGGGGACUAUGCUGGGCAUGGCCAAUAGCUCCAGAGUGCCCAGAGCACCUUCAUUCUCCUAGAGCAGGGGGGUUUGGGUAAAGCUUUAGCACUUCAAAGCCUUCACUGAUGUUCACCUCACCUCCUAGGACCAAAUCUGUCCCUGAGAUGUUGGGUCCCUCCCUCACCAGUGGCAGAGGUGCCAGCAGGAGGGAUUGCAGUUGCAGGCAGGAUGGUUGGUUGCCCUUCUGUGCCCUAUUUGUCUGUUGGCUGUUGGGGCUGAGAUAGCUCCAUUCCCAUCUCACUGCUUCCACGGGGUGCAUGAGGCUAAGCAACAUCAAUCUGGGACCCAGCAACCCAGCUGGGAAGGGAGGCAUUCUCAUGUAUGUUAAAGCAGUUAAACUCCCCCUGCUCUCCAAAAACCUGUGAGAUUUAAGUGCCUCUCAUUUCUACCUUCCCAAAUCUUUCAGCCCCCACAUUCCAAAGUCCUGGUUGAAAUUCUGAUAGCCCUUUAUACAAAGCCAUCUGUACUGCAGGCUGGGGGGGCUUUUCCCUUUCAAAGUUGUGUGUUUGGAGCCUAAACUUAGUUAAUAGUAUUGCUUUUAGAAGUAGCUAAGUAGCUGAUUGGUGUCUUGGAUUUACAGCUGUUUUCUUUUUCUCUUUUUUUUAAUGGGAUUGUUUUGUAUUUAUUUGGUGUUAAAAAUAAAAAGCAUAGUAAGAAUGCUGAGGAGAAACCACAUCCAGUGGUUGAUAGAAGCAUCUGCUUGCCUGCUCCACAUCCACAGGUGUGUAAAUGUACAUAUUUAUAAAAUAAAACAUCUCCAGUUUACAGCCUUGUGGAGAUUAAGGCAGUGGGAGAACAGCUCUGUAAUAAAAACUGUUUGCUGUUGCAGUUUGCACAUCAUAUUUCCUACACAUUAAGGGUUCCUGCUUGAUUGGUCGUCCAGGCUCUGGCAUCUGUGCCUUGGCUUUCUGUGUGUGUCGGGGCACGAGAGCAAUGGUCUCAUUAGGGCGAUAAAAACCUGGUUGCAGAAGCAUGAAUCCCAGUGAGAGUUUACAACAUCUGUGGUGGUUCAGCUCCUUUAUCAUCAGUAGGAAAUAGAAUAAAAGAACUGGGCACAUCUCACGAUGAAAUCUGUAUAAGGAUUGUUCUGAAUGCAUGAAGGCCACUGGAUGCAGGCAGGGUGGGAAGGAGAGGG
Lagopus muta (rock ptarmigan) is the source of this 3786-nucleotide messenger RNA. RefSeq names its product integrator complex subunit 9 (gene INTS9). The transcript is spliced from 17 exons. Gene Ontology annotation, cellular component: integrator complex. The record is from RefSeq and is a predicted model, not a curated record. Gene Ontology annotation, biological process: snRNA processing. NCBI's taxonomy places the organism in Eukaryota, Metazoa, Chordata, Aves, Galliformes, Phasianidae. Bases 93 to 2069 code for a protein of 658 amino acids.